GCGGCCUUGCUCAUCGUGCUAUAUCUGCCCUCCCAGAGCCGUAAGCGGGAGGAAGACGCACAAAAAAUCGUAAAACACCUGGAGUGGGUAUUGACAUACAAAAAUAAGCAAAAGUUAUUUAAAAAAAUAAUUUUAAAAAAAGCAACACUGACCGAAAAAGACACUAAAUUGUGUUCCUCAUGGGAGCGGAGGGUUUUGUUAGCAGACGGCGAAUGUCAGCAGAGACCCCGGGCAGGGACGGCGGAGUUGCAGGAGCGUCAGCCGGUGCAGAAAUUCGAUGGCUCGGUGGUGGCAGAUUUUGUGGCAUUUCGGAGGGAAUUGUUGGAGGCCUACCUCCUAUGAUUGGAGGGGAAUCGGACUUUAAGGCUGUUCAACUGCACGGCCUUGUGGAGACUCGCGAAGUCCCCGAACCGAACUAUGAAGGUCUGCCUCAGGGUGCUUCAACUAGUACCUACAUGCUUGCGGGAGCUGUCGCUGGAAUCAUGGAACAUUGUUUAAUGUUUCCAAUCGACUGUGUCAAGACACGGAUGCAGAGCUUGCAGCCAGAGCCCGCGGCACGCUACAGUAACGUGAUGGAGGCGCUGCGGCGCAUUGUGAGGACUGAGGGUGUUUGGCGGCCCAUUCGCGGUCUGAACGUUACUGCGGUGGGCGCGGGGCCGGCACACGCGCUCUACUUCGCCUGCUACGAGAAGCUUAAAAAGACACUGAACAAUGCCAUCUACGCAGGAGGCAACAGCCAUGUAGCCAACGGGACGGCCGGGUGCGUGGCCACGUUGCUUCACGACAGCGUCAUGAACCCAGCUGAAGUGGUGAAGCAGAGGAUGCAGAUGUACAACUCCCCGUACCACAGCGUUUUAGACUGUAUCCGCGCCAUCUGGCGCAAGGAGGGCACGGGGGCCUUCUACCGCAGCUACACCACCCAGCUCACCAUGAACGUGCCCUUCCAGGCGCUGCACUUUAUGACCUACGAGUACCUGCAGGAGACGCUCAACCCCCACAGACAGUACAACCCGUCCUCGCACGUGGUUUCGGGGGCCCUGGCGGGGGCCAUCGCAGCGGCCGCGACCACCCCGCUGGACGUGUGCAAGACGCUCCUCAACACGCAGGAGUCCCUGGCGCUGCACUCGCUCAACUCCGGCGGGAACAUCUCCGGCCUGACCCACGCCUUCCGGACGGUCUACAGGCUGGGCGGCCUGCCCGCCUACUUCAAGGGCGUCCAGGCGCGCAUCAUCUACCAGAUGCCCUCGACCGCCAUCAGCUGGUCCAUCUACGAGUUCUUCAAGUACGCCAUCACCACUCGCCAGCACGCCAAGCGCAGGGAGAAAUAGCUCCUCCCCCUGCCCCACACCCCGGCCCCGCCCUGCUGUAGGCGUCCCGGCUGCCGUGGAGAGGCUGCCCUACGGUAACCGAGGCAACCGAGACGCCAUUCAGGAUUGAACACAAUAAUCGACUAAACGCACAAGUCCUCAAAAUCCUUCCUUAUCCCUUGUUCUCAGACAAAUUCGAUAUGAGAGAGCUCCGUACACGAUUAAGCAAAUGGAGAAAGAUAUUUAAUUGCAAUAUUUUUUUACAUUUCGCUUGAGGCAUCAUCAGCCUUUGCACUUUUUUUCUCCAAAGUCAACUGUAAAAGAUUGUAUGUAGGGUUUCCCCUGGCUGCCAACCAGAGGCACUGUGAUUCUCUGGCAGAUCGAAGCUCUCUCAGAGAAAUGUAUAAAUGGAGUGUAAUACGGCAGUUAAGUGUUAGGGAACCGAUCACUUUCUGAGCUUUAGAGUUCCUCGCUGCUGAGAGGUUUCAGGAGAGAGGCAUACAUGUUGUUCUUGCCAUUUACAUUCUAAAUCAGGAAUUAUGUUGCACUUAAGAGGUUAAAUAUGCAGUUGUGAACGGGUUUUUGGUUCCUCUUUUAAAAUUAAAAUUGAAAUUUUUUAUAAAAGAUAUGGGCAUAUCACUUAAUUUAUUGGAUUGUUUGGAAUUCAACUUGUUACACAAUGGCACUACUGAGGACAGUAGGAAAGAGACAUAAAUUGUAUGUGUAUUAUACUUCAUAUCUUCUGUAACACAAGAUUCUGUUAACUUCAUUUGCUGAAUAGCCAAAGUAGGAUAUAGUGUUAUACUGCAACGCUACACGGAAAUGACCUGUAAUCACACCCAGUCAGGCAGGACAGCUCUCUGACAACACUACUGACAGGAGAGCAGUGGAGUCGAAUGACAGCCAUUGCUUGCUUGAGCUUACAUUAGUAUUACAGACACAAUGCCUUGUCUGACCAUAGUGUCAGCUGCACAGAUACUUAAUUUCACAAAGCCAUUUUAUUUUGUUACUUUUUUUUUAAACUUUUUUUUUUUCUUCUCUCACAGUAUGCAAGGUAGAACCGAGCAAGGUCAACAUAACAUAAUGUGAUGAUGUAAAGGUGAAUGUCAUCGAAAAAUCCAGUUUUGAUGGUAAAUUCAUCACUAGUAUAAUGAAAAAUAUGGCCGAUUACAGCAAACCUAAUUUUCUACGUAUCCAUGUGUGCUGCAUUGUGCAUCAUUGGACAGCCAGGUGAAGCAACCACGCCUGUCCUCAACAUAGCAAAGGCAUGUUUGAGAUGUACGAAGUGGCGAGAGAUAUCUGGACUACUACAAUUCGAUUUUUUUUUUUUUUUUCAAAUACACUAACCUCAAAUUUAUGGUGAAGUUACACUUUGUGUGUGAAGUAUUGAAUGAGGAAAGUCAGAGAAUGUUAUUCACUGCAAAUGUUGGGCCAGAUGCAGCUGAUGCAUGGCAGUACUGCUGUCAGACCAGACCAAAUAUGGAUUCUGUGGAUGUUUAUCUGCCAGUGGAGGUAGAACAAAGUUGGGAACCCAGAGGGGCACAAGACCUAAAAACUGGUCAAAGGCCUUGCUGUUUUUAGCUUCAAUUUCGUUUAUGACUUGUGAGCAUCAGGUUAUAAGGUUAGUAUCUUUGGGUGUAGAGGCUACAGUCAUCGUUAAUGUCAUCAGACAUUUGAAAUUUGUGUGGCUUUUCCAUGCCAGGUACUGAACCACAUUAUUGUUGAUUUAUGAAUGGACUUGCUCAUACUGAUUUUUGUCUGACUGCCCUUAAACCCUUGUCAGCUGUCAAUAAAAUGAGCUGUAAUUUUGUGAAAGCUGCUUGCUCAAGCUGG
This is a messenger RNA of Conger conger (European conger), 3140 nucleotides long. RefSeq names its product mitoferrin-2-like. Lineage: Eukaryota; Metazoa; Chordata; Actinopteri; Anguilliformes; Congridae. Gene Ontology annotation, molecular function: ferrous iron transmembrane transporter activity. Gene Ontology annotation, cellular component: mitochondrial membrane. The transcript has 4 exons. Bases 180 to 1328 code for a protein of 382 amino acids. Gene Ontology annotation, biological process: iron import into the mitochondrion. The record is from RefSeq and is a predicted model, not a curated record.